Messenger RNA from Colletotrichum gloeosporioides, 1191 nucleotides. RefSeq lists its product as uncharacterized. The record is from RefSeq and is a predicted model, not a curated record. The transcript has 4 exons. Lineage: Eukaryota; Fungi; Ascomycota; Sordariomycetes; Glomerellales; Glomerellaceae. Bases 1 to 1191 code for a protein of 396 amino acids.
AUGGCGACACAAGUGCUUGGCUUCACCGAGAUGAUGAUCCUCAUCUGGGUGUCGUGGUUCGUCGCCUUUGGCAUGACAAUCUUCCGCGGCACCUCUCAGUGGAUGCUGCAGCGACGGCUUCACGUGGAUGACUACUUCAUCUUCGCCGGGCUUGCCACGUUGACGGCUCUGAGUGCUGUCAUUACGAGCAUGCUGCCGCAGUUCUAUCUGUCUGGGGAGUAUACCAAGGCUGCGGCCAAAGAUCCAUUGACUCCUCUGCCAUUACCGGUGGAUGAGUUCAUGGCGAGGACAGUUGCAUCGCUCAAGAUGAUGUUUUCCCAGAUGCUGCUCUUCUGGACGACACUGUGGGCUGGUACGAUCUUUCGAGUUCUCGAUAUCUCUGGCGACAUUAAGCUGACCAUAGCUGUAGCCAAGUUCUCAAUCCUCUUUUUCGUCCGGCGGCUCAUCAUCGGUUUGCCCAACUACAUCCGGGCGUGGUGGGUGUGUUUUACUGUAGUUCUGUUGCUGUAUCUCGCGUGCAUGCUGUCCAACUUCUUGACUUGUACGCCCUUGGAAAAGUACUGGAGCACAACUGGAUGCAGUGCCCCAGAAGACCUCGUACGGGCCGAUGCCUCCAUCAAGUUCGCAACCAGCGCCGACGUCGCCGCCGACAUCUUCAUCAUGAUCCUCCCCCUCAACCUCCUCCGCAAACUCACCACAUCCCGCACCCACAAACUCGGCCUCGUCGUGCUCUUCUCCCUCGGCGCAAUCAUCAUCGCCUUCGCCCUCGUCCGCCUCGCGCAAGUAACCAAAGCCACAAGCGACACCGCAAAAGACCCGACGACCGUCGCCAACGGCCCAGUGCUCCUGAGCAUGUGGAGCCACGUCGAGUCCACUGUCAGCAUCAUCGUCGCCACGCUGCCCGCGUUCCGGUUCCUGCUGAGCAAGAACCGCAACGCGACGCGGCAGGCGCCGUCCAAGUACGCUGUUCAAACCAUCGGCGGCUCGGGCAUGUCGUUGAGGUCCAGGCGGUGGCAGAGGGGAGGGGAGCGCUUGAAUGGCGGGGAGAGCGAUGGCUCGGUGUUGGAUAGCGAGACGGAGUUGCGGCCGGUGAGGGGUAUUCACAAGGAGGUUGAGUAUGUAGUCGAGCCGGUGCCGGGGGUGUCUGCUUCUGGAGAGAACAAGCGGAGAACGCAGGAGCUUUUUGCAUGA